AUGGCCAAGGAAGGCGUGGAGAAGGCGGAGGAGACGGAGCAGAUGAUCGAAAAGGAGGCAGGCAAGGAGCCGGCCGAGGGCGGCGGCGGCGGCGGCUCUCACCGCCUCGGGGACGCCCAGGAGAUGCGCGCCGUGGUGCUGGCCGGCUUCGGGGGGCUCAACAAGCUGCGGGUCACCCGGAAGGCCAUGCCCGAGCCGCAGGACGGCGAGCUCAAGAUCCGCGUCAAAGCCUGUGGUUUAAACUUCAUUGACUUGAUGGUGCGCCAGGGGAAUAUCGACAACCCUCCCAAGACCCCCCUGGUGCCAGGAUUUGAGUGUUCUGGGAUUGUUGAAGCCCUAGGGGACAGCGUUAAAGGAUUUGAGAUCGGGGACCGUGUCAUGGCAUUUGUUAAUUACAACGCCUGGGCAGAGGUGGUGUGCACACCUGUGGAGUUUGUCUACAAGAUCCCCGAGGACAUGAGCUUCUCUGAGGCCGCUGCCUUCCCCAUGAACUUCGUCACCGCCUACAUGAUGCUCUUCGAAGUCGCCAACCUCCGAGAAGGGAUGUCUGUGCUCAUACACUCGGCUGGCGGCGGCGUGGGCCAAGCUGUGGCUCAGCUGUGCUCCACUGUCCCCAGCGUGACUGUCUUUGGAACAGCUUCUACUUUCAAGCACGAAGCUAUCAAGGACUCCGUGACCCACCUCUUCGACAGGAAUGCAGACUAUGUGCAGGAAGUGAAGAGAAUCUCUGCGGAAGGAGUGGACAUUGUUUUGGAUUGCCUCUGUGGGGACAACACCGGGAAAGGCCUCAGCCUUCUCAAGCCACUGGGGACCUACAUUUUAUACGGUUCAUCCAACAUGGUGACUGGAGAGACCAAGAGCUUCUUCAGCUUCGCAAAAUCAUGGUGGCAAGUCGAGAAGGUGAACCCCAUCAAGCUAUACGAAGAGAACAAAGUCAUCGCUGGGUUUUCCCUUCUAAACCUGCUCUUCAAACAGGGCCGUGCUGGCCUCAUUCGGGGCGUGGUGGACAAGCUCAUUGCACUCUACAACCAGAAGAAGAUCAAGCCCGUGGUGGACUCUCUGUGGGCCCUGGAGGAGGUGAAGGAGGCUAUGCAGCGGAUCCACGACCGAGGGAACAUCGGCAAGUUAAUUCUGGACGUAGAAAAGACCCCGACUCCACUGAUGGCCAACGACAGCACAGAGACCAGCGAGGCGGGCGAAGAGGAGGAGGACCACGAGGGAGACGGCGAGAACAAGGAGAGGAUGCCCUUCAUUCAGUAGCCGCGGCCCAGGCG
This is a messenger RNA of Budorcas taxicolor (takin), 1274 nucleotides long. RefSeq names its product vesicle amine transport 1 like (gene VAT1L). NCBI's taxonomy places the organism in Eukaryota, Metazoa, Chordata, Mammalia, Artiodactyla, Bovidae. The coding region runs from base 1 to 1260 and encodes 419 amino acids. The record is from RefSeq and is a predicted model, not a curated record. Gene Ontology annotation, molecular function: zinc ion binding; oxidoreductase activity. The transcript has 9 exons.